AUGGCUCUGGAAAAUGGCUCUUUUGUGACUGAAUUCAUUCUGGUGGGAUUAACAGACCAGCCAGAUCUCCAACUGCCCCUCUUCUUCCUGUUUCUGGUAAUGUACGUGGUCACUGUGGUGGGAAAUUUGGGAUUGAUAACCCUAAUUGGGCUGAAUUCACUUCUUCACACCCCCAUGUACUUUUUUCUCUUUAACUUGUCCUUCAUAGACCUCUGCUAUUCUUCUGUGUUCACACCUAAAAUGCUGAUGAACUUUCUAUCAGAGAAGAAUGUUAUCUCCUACAGGGGGUGUAUGACACAGUUGUACUUUUUUUGCUUUUUCGUUAUUUCUGAAUGCUAUGUACUAACAUCAAUGGCCUACGAUCGCUACGUGGCCAUCUGUAAUCCACUCUUGUAUAAUGUUACCUUGACCCCUAAAGUGUGCUGCAACCUUAUGCUUGGAUCAUACCUGAUGAGCUUCUCUGGAGCCAUGGCCCACACUGGAUGCAUGCUGAGACUGACCUUCUGUGAUGCAAACUUCAUCAACCACUAUUUCUGUGACAUCCUGCCCAUGCUCCAGCUCUCCUGCACCAGCACCUACGUCAACGAGCUGGUGGUUUUCAUUGUGGUAGGCAUCAACAUUGUUGUGCCUAGCCUCACCAUCUUGAUUUCUUAUGGCUGCAUCCUUUCUAAUGUUCUUCAAAUCAGCUCCAAGGAGGGCAGGUCCAAAGCCUUCAGCACUUGUAGUUCCCAUGUAAUUGCUGUUUCUCUGUUUUUUGGAUCAGGUGCGUUUAUGUAUCUCAAACCAUCUUCUGCUGGGGCUAUGGAUGGGGAAAAAAUCUCUUCUGUUUUUUAUAGCAAUGUAGUGCCCAUGAUGAACCCUUUAAUCUACAGCUUAAGGAACAAAGAUGUUAAACUUGCCCUGAGAAAAAUCCUGAAUAAUAGAAAGCUUUGA
This is a messenger RNA of Nycticebus coucang (slow loris), 933 nucleotides long. RefSeq names its product olfactory receptor 8B3-like. Gene Ontology annotation, biological process: G protein-coupled receptor signaling pathway; sensory perception of smell. Gene Ontology annotation, cellular component: membrane. Bases 1 to 933 code for a protein of 310 amino acids. NCBI's taxonomy places the organism in Eukaryota, Metazoa, Chordata, Mammalia, Primates, Lorisidae. Gene Ontology annotation, molecular function: G protein-coupled receptor activity; odorant binding; olfactory receptor activity. The transcript has a single exon. The record is from RefSeq and is a predicted model, not a curated record.